CGCAUUGUUGAUUGUGGAUCGAUGAUGGCGUUACAGUCGUUAUGAUGGAUCUAUUUUCCGCUAUCAAAUCAGACAUGAAACAACAAUUAAUACCUUCAGUGAAAAGGAACAUGUGUAUCUUUGAAAAAUAAACACACUCCCAGCUGUCAUGGUUGGUUUUAACCAACCACAAGACUUGAGCCAGGUGCAUCAGGGCAUUAACCAGGCACCGCAACACGUCAUCUAGGCACAACAGGGCAUCAACCAGGCACCACAGGGUAUCAACCAGGCACUACUGGGCAUCAACCAUAAAUCCAGGGCAGGAAUUGAAUCAAGCUCAGAAUAUGAAUCAGCCAGGGCCUCCACUUCCCCCAGGCUGGUCACAUGCUUUUACGCCCCAGGGUCAAAUCUACUUUAUAAACCACAGCGAUGGUACGACCAGUUGGCACGACCCCAGGAUAAGCCAGGGGUCCAUACUCUUGGGUAUAAUUAAGAAGUACAAUUGUGCAACCGCUAAUGAUCAACAAACUGAUACACAACAAGAAGAAUGGAGAGAUAAGAAGUCUGAGUGUAAAGAAGAAGGGAGCUUGGAAACACUACAAUCAUGUGUGAAGGCCGUGCAGGAACAGAUCUGUGUAAAAGGUUUUCCCCCGCGAGGGUCAUCUGGAGCAAAAAUGGCUAAAAAUGUGAAUGAGAUGAUUGUAAUUGUAAUGAGAGACUGUGUGGAUGGUAAAAAAGUCAAAGUGGAAGACUGUCAGAAGAUGUUGUUUGAAUUUCUCUUGAGCCUGUUAGCGACAGGGCCAGGGACUGCUGCAGCAGAUAUCAUACAGAACUGCCUUAUCAAGACCAAGGAGCUGAUUAUAUACUUAGAGGAAAUGAGGGGAAAAGAAUUUACAAGAAUUAUUGAGAGUUUGAAAUUGUGGACUCACACCGCUGAGGGGCCAAACAUGACGUUGAAGGACCAGAGCAAUCAGUGGGAAUCCUGUAUCACAGCUCUUAUAAAGCGCAUACUGGGUGGUGAUAAUAAAGAAGCCCGUUUGAAAGUUAAUGAGCCAACAAUUCAUCAACAAUUCCUGGAGCUGUACCUAUUCUACUUCAAGAGGAUGGGAAAUGAACCAGAAGACUAUUCGGGCCAUUUGCGCGAUUUCAUUAAUAUGAUACAGCACGCGUAUAAGGGAACACAUGAAGAUAACCCAUACAUGCCUCUUAAAAAACAGGACGUUCUUCAGAGGCACUGGAAAACAGUUGGAGCCAUAAUUUGUAGUGACAAAUUCAUAUUUGAGAAACAAGUCAGAAAGGCUCCACAAAUUAUCAAACAAAUGGUAGUCUGUAUCCUGAAAAAGGAUUGGUUUGGUGAUCUUGUUGAUGAUGUGCUGGAUCUUUUCAAGAAAUACUGUGUUACUAAAAGUGCAUUACAACAGAAUUACAAAGAUGUAAUAAAUGGCAUCAGACAUCUACUUGAUGAAACUCCCGAGGAGGUAUACAAUAAACACCCUGAGAUUGUAGACAAACUGGUACCAAUAGUCACAGAACUUGUACAGAGGGAUGCUGAAAAUAUGGCUUGGGCUUAUGGUUACUUAGGAGUCAUGAAAUCGAGGAGCACUGCCAAGAAAGGAACUGAGCAAGCUUGGCUUAAGCUCAUUAAAGCCCUUGCUAAAUCAGGCACAGCUGAUGGGCUGAGCAGAUGCUACCAUAUCCUGGAUGAGGGGAAAUUCAAGAAGAUUUGGAAUUGGAAACAAAAUUUUCAACAAGCCGUUGACUUAAUUAAAUCUGCCAAUGAAAUCCUCCUUUACCUGACCGAAAACAAGAAGACAGAUGAAAAAGUAUUUGAUUCCUGGGGAAGAGUUAUCCGCUCUCUUCUGGAACAGUUUAAACUUGUUAAAAUCCAACAGAAGAUUCAUGGGGAGGUUGCAGUACUAGCCAUUACUAUGAUGGAGAAAAAGUCAAAAGAGCUGAAUGACUUUGUUGAAAUAUUCCUAGGAUAUAUCACUCUUGUGGAUAACAGAGAUGUCAUUCCAGGCUUGAUCAGGAGAUUUUCUAUGCUGGUUUUCGACAUAGAUUAUAUGUGGGACCACCCCGACACAAAGAGAUGUGGACGCUCUUUCAUCCAGGCUGUCUUGAAUGCCUACAGUACUGGACAAGACAUACCUGACGGAGUCAACAAAACCUUCAUACGGAUGUUUAUAUGGACGAUGCAGACAGAGGGUUUGGACUACAUGGAUUUACAAAACGGGACUGAAACAUUUUAUUGUGUUGUAGCUUCACGUUUCUUGGGGGAUUUUGCAAGCAAGCAUGUCGAUCAUCAUAAUGCUGAAGUUUGCAAACCACUGAUUCCAGCCUUAUUUAAUCAAAUGGAACAUGAGGAGAAAAAUCUAGUAGAUGCUAGUCGCGCUGUAGUUGGGAGAAUUGGUACAAGUGCGCCCAACCUUUUGAAAGGACAUUUGAGCUCUCUUGUUGCUUGGUGCAAAUGCACAGGUUCCUUGAAUUCUUUUGGUGCCAUAUAUAAGCCGUAUGAGGAGAGUGAUGGAUUCACAAAGCAGGAAUUCAAAGAUAUCAUGGAAGCAAUAGAAGGAAAUGCAGGAGGAGAUUUUAACUUAGAGCCUUUGUUGCUAAAACCAAUGGCUGUGAAACAAGGGGAGCUCUUUACUCAACACCAUGUUGACUUUUUGAUCAGCAUGAUUGGAAAGCAGUAUGCCAGGUACUACAUGCUGCAGAUUUUGGGUGAACUUAUACCAAAACAACCAAAACUGUUUGGAGAUAGCCUGAUCAAACAUGUUCUACAAAAUCCAGAAAUAGAACCCUUACACUCAACAGGUAUUCAGAUGAUAGCUGUCAAUCUUGGACUGACAAACCAGUCACUAGUGGUUAGGAUUCUGAAGGAGCUCAUCAUUCUGGUGAAGAAAUGUCCUGAUCACAAUUUUAUGUUCCCCCUGUUGGAUGCUAUGCGAACUUUGGCCGCUAAGUAUGGUGUGGAAACUCUCAAACCUCAUCGAGAAUUUUUCGAGGAUUUGCAGCAGAAUGGAAAAACAAUGUUUUUAAAAGACACAGCCACUUCGAUUGUCAAUGCAAUGGAUGGAAUCAGUAUGCAAGGUAUUGUCAUAGAUGUCAUACAAACAAAGGAGAAGGUCGAAGAACUUGACAAGAAGGUCACAAAAGUUGAAGGGGAUGUCAAAGGGUUAAAGACUACUGUUGACAGGCAUGACAAGGAAAUCACAACAGUGAAAACCGGAAUUAAAACUGUCAAGAAACGUGUUGAUGUUGUGGAAAAAGAUCUUUCUGAUACAAAGGUCAAGGUCGAAGAGAUUGACAAAAAGACAAUGUCCAACGCCCCAGCAUGGUCACGUGAUCUUACAAAGUUAAUGAAUCCAAAGUCUGAUCAUGAUUGGAGGCUAUUGGCUCAGCGACUGGGAUACUCACCAAAGGACAUAAAGGCAUGGGCUACCCAGAAUGACCCCUGCAUGGCGCUCCUCAGUGAGUGGUACGCUACCAACAAGACAUCUGAGGCUACCCAUGCAGUACUUACCACUCUGCAGGAAAUGAACAGACAAGAUGCUGCGAUCAUUGUAGAGAAUGCAAUGAAGGUUGUAGAUGAUGUUGUGAAGGAAGCACCCGAGUACACCAAACCGCCUCCAGUCUUCCUGAGCUACCAAUGGGGUCACCAGAACGAGGUGAAGUUACUAAGGCAACACCUUCUCAUGGCGGGCUAUGAAUGUUGGAUGGAUAUCGGACAGAUGGGAGGCGGGGAUAAACUGUUUCAGAAAAUUGACAAUGGUAUCAGAGGAUCGAAAGUCGUCAUAUGCUGUGUGUCGGGGAAGUAUGCCAAGUCUCCAAACUGUAACAGAGAGGUGAACCUUGCCGUAAACCUUGGGAAGCCAAUGAUUCCCCUCCUGAUGGAGAAAAUGGGUUGGCCCCCUCAGGGCUCCAUGGGACCCAUCUUCAGUGAGUAUCUGUUUGUGAGGUUCUUCCAGCGAGAAGGGGAAGAGACUAAAGACCAACGUUACUGGCCAGUUCCAAAGUUUCAGGAACUUUUGAUGCAGCUCAACAUCUACAAAACCCUGCCAGAUGAAUCACUUGUUGCUAAAGAGUACAAAAAGUGGUGGGUCCCUGUGGCUGAAGAAAUUAUCAUCACCAAGAAACCUAUCGGCAGUGGAGGUCAGAAUACUGCAACCACGGCUGGGGGAAAGGGAGAGGAAAGCAAGUCUCCAGAUGUGUUCUUGUCAUACCAGUGGGGUAAGCAGAAGCAGAUAAAACAGUUGUACAAGAGGCUGUGUGAGCUUGGUUUGACCUGCUGGAUGGACAUCUACCAGAUGGGAGGUGGAGACUCCCUGUAUGACAAGAUUGACCGAGGUGUACGAGGCUGUAAGAUCGUUCUGAGUUGUGUGACCACUAAGUACGCAGUCUCAGCCAAUUGUCGACGAGAGGUAAGCCUAGCUGAUUCUUUGAAGAAGCCUGUAGUUCCUCUUCUAUUGGAAGAGAUGCAAUGGCCACCUAGUGGGCCAAUGAGCAUGGUCUUCACACAACUUCUGUUCAUCAAUUUCUACCGUGACGAGGACGUUCAGAUGACAUGGAAAGGGGAUAAAUUUGAUGAGCUUCUAUCCAAAGUAACGGAUCACGUGCCUGGUUUUAUGGGAUGCAUUGAUGAUUCAAAGACCAAAAAAGUAAAAGAAAUACCCGAAAAGAAACCGGAAUCGGAAAAACCAGCAAGAUCGCCAAAUGCAGCAAACAACACAGUUAAUUCACCCCCACCUCCCUUACAUUCUUCAGAAAAUCCAUCUACAGCACAACAAACAUCGCAACCACCACCUCCUCCAUACACACCUCAACCCCAAUCUGACCAGCCACAACCUGGACAACCAUACAUCCCAGCUCAACAGCCUACAGCAGUUCAACCACAUACACAUGGACAUCCAUAUGCUCAGCAACAACAAUAUGGGCAUGCACAACCUCAAGCAUAUGCUCAACAACAACCACCAUAUGCACAACAGCAAAUGUAUGGACAAACACCACCCCAACCAUAUGCUCAACAACAACCAUAUGGGCACGCACAAUAUCAAGCAUAUGCCCAACAACAACAACAACCAUAUGCACAACAGCAAAUGCAUGGACAAGCACAACCAUACACGCAGCAAACAUCCAGUCAAGCUUCUCCAGCUCAUAUUAUUCGAGCAAAUGAAAAAUCUUCCUCGUGUGUUCUUCUUUAAUAUAUAGCUAUCGAGCAUCAAGGAAGACUGUUGGCUAACCAAUGUAACUCCAGGCCUGGUAGUACACAAGCUAAGGUUAGGAUCCGGAAAAUAUUGACAAAAUAAUUGCUUAGGGGCGAGUUGCUUCCUAUCCACUCGGUUUGGAAGAGUUUCAAUAACUGAUUUGGUAGUGUCAGGCUAACUGGGGUGUUUUCGGUCCCUAGGCAUUAAAUUUACGACUUCAGUUACAAUUGCAGGCAACCUAUGUAGCUUAGUUUUGGAGCUAUUUUAUCUGAAGUGUAACUGUUUAGAAGUCUGUAUAUCAACCAAUAAUAGUAGUACAUUCCUAGAAUAGCUGGCGUUAAUAAUGUACCCUACUCUAUUUAUUUUGUUAAUUCGCUGUCCAUUGCCAAUUUAAUAUCUGUAUCAUAACAAUGCUGUAUUCAGAACAAGAACGUGUUGAAACUGUCAUAGCUACAAGAUACGGUCCAAUUGGAGCUGUAACACGAUGUAGUUUGGUGGUGGAAUAUCAGAUUUUUAUUUUUCGAGAGUCGAUAUGGAAUCAUACGCCAAGUGGUUAAAACAAGAUGGAAGUGUACACACCUUUAAACUACUUUAAAUUAAAAUGUACCUAUUAAGUUACUAAAAGAAAUUGAGCAUGCAAUUUCGUUAAUGUAUUUAUUCUAUUUUUUUUUUCAAUCUCUAUCUGUACAAAACUUCAAUUCUGACAUUCCUUGUUGACUCAGACGUCUCCUAAUACGUGGCCUUAUUUGAAUGACAAGGUGAAUCAUGCUAUCAUGUCAAACAAUUGAGUCAAAUAUUAAUGUCAACAAAUGUCAACGUUAUUUUUGUUAUUGUUUUCAAAUCGAAUGGGUGAUAUAUGUUAAUCCUUACAACAAUGCUGUUGAAAAAAGUUUGAAAUUUAAUGAAUUUUGUGUCAAGAAGGAGACAGAUUGCGCUGACUAAUCUUCAUGUUUUCUUGUAACCUAUGUUUAUUAUAUGUUAUACAUUUUGUUCGAUUUUAUGGAUUUCAUCGUUUUUACUUGACGUUUUAACUGAAUAGAUGUUGAGUACUAUUCGUCAGUGUUUUCCUAUAGCGUGAAAAUUGUUGAGUAUGUUUUUGGUGACAUGCUGACUUAUUGGGCUAUCAACGACAUUCAAGAAUUCAAAUGAAUCAAUAUUUUCUCCAUUUAACUAUAUUUGGCAUCCCAUUUGACGAAUGCAAACGAGACUAAGGUCCUAUCCGUUGGCAUUGGUAUCCAUGUCGCAACUAUAUUGAUCAUUAGGUGUAACUCCGAAUAGGUUAUUUGCGAUCUAAUCUAUUCCUACAGUGAAAAGAAGCAUACAAUUUGGUUAGACCAUAUAUUAUGACUUUCAGAACUCAUUGAUAGUUUACCGAUUCGCGUCCAAUUGGAUUUUACUUGGUGAUUUCUAUUUAUUGUUUUUACUGUAUUUAUUAAUUAUUUAUUUAUCAUUUAUAAUUUUUUGAAAUUAUUUUUGAACAAUAUUGGAGAACUUUUUUUAUAUUAUUUUACAGGUUUUCAUCAUACAUGUACAGUUUAUAUUUCUAAAUAUUAUGCAUCGUCAAAAUUUGAUAGUGGUAUCCGUCCUGUGAUCAAACAGUUUUUAAAACUGAUGACAAUGUCUCUAUUGUUAUUCAUAAUAUAUAUUUUUUGUAUUUGUUAUUGGUGUUCAUUUGACCUGUUAUGAGCCAAUUUCAUAGAAAGAGUACUAGUUCUUUAUAGUUGUUUCUCUAAUAAAACCUUAAAUCAUGCAUGUUUGACAAAGUGGCAUGUGAUAAAUACAUUGGCUGACGACUUGACUUGUUAUUAAACAAAAAAGAGAUAAAAUUUUAAUUGUUUAUAAUGGCGGUGGAAUAAAAUUAAGUUCAAUGUCUGGUGCGUGCUACAUUCUAUGUUUACAUGUGUUGCAGAAAGAUAAGAAGUACAUAGAUAGCAAAAUGUGUUGGAUGAACAUUUUAAAGUUUACUUUUCACAUUUAACUCGACCUAUACAAGCGAUCGAAAAACCAGUAGGAACUUUCCGUCAUAUCUUUGGAAAAACAUUUUUCGAAGAUAUGACGGAUACAUAGAAUUUAAUAAUGGAUUUCUUUUCUUUCCUGCUUCCUGAUGUCCUAGGAUUCACCAUUGUGAAGUCAGUCUUAUUGUAUCUGUGUACAUAUUUAUGUGCGUGUUUGUAUUUUGAUAACAUUCUGGCAACCACAAUCAAAUAAUAACUUAACAUGCCGUCCUUCAUUAUAUAAUUACUUUAGGGAGAACAUGCCGUCCUUCAUUAUAUAAUUACUUUAGGGACAACAUGCCGUCCUUCAUUAUAUAAUUAGUUUAGGGACGAGUUGUAACUGUAAGACAUAAUUUCAUUUGUGUAUUCAUAAUUUCAUUUUAAUACUUGUUUAAGUAUACUCUUCCUUUUUAUUUCAUCUAUAGUAUUCUAUAAUCUUAAAACCAGGUUAUACAAUAGUUUAUGGUAUUCAAUGGUAUUUUCAUUGCUAACUUUUAAACAGUGUGCAAUUUGUUACUGACGAAUCUCGUGAUGUAUAAAGUUUGAACUGUGCCGUAUUACGUUAUAUGACUGUUUACACAACGUUUAAUUAUAAGAUUAUGCUUUUCUCCAUUGAUGUAAAUGCAUGACGUAGCUGCAAAUCUCAAAGUGCCAUAUGAUAUUGCUAUAUUUUGUAUAUAUAUAUAUAUAAAUUUUGCACGAGAUAUACAUUGGUGAUCGAUAGUUAUAUACUUUACACGAAGUUUUGCCAUACUAUGUUUUAUAUAAAAUGUAUAUAGAUUAUAACUUUGAACAACGUACAAAUUGUUUCCAGUGAUAUCUAUACAUGCAUAUACAAAUGUACUGUACCUAGUUAAUACAUUAAUGCAUAUUUUAAAAGUAAUUGAUAUUUAGUUUGUUAUUCAUAGUUUGGAACUCCUUGGAUAGAUAGUCUUUAGUGACUGGCACGUUACAUCAUAAUAUUAUUAGAUAUUUUCCUCACGAAGACAUUCUUUUUUUUUUAACCAAUAAGUAUUUUUAUUUUAUUUUUUUUGAUACAUAUGCUAUCUG
Molecule: messenger RNA, 8227 nt
Organism: Pecten maximus
Lineage: Eukaryota; Metazoa; Mollusca; Bivalvia; Pectinida; Pectinidae
Exons: 24
Coding region: 324-5180 (1618 amino acids)
Biological process (GO): signal transduction
Molecular function (GO): protein binding
Source: RefSeq, a predicted model, not a curated record